Messenger RNA from Sphenostylis stenocarpa, 1050 nucleotides. The record is from the annotation of a GenBank genome assembly. Lineage: Eukaryota; Viridiplantae; Streptophyta; Magnoliopsida; Fabales; Fabaceae.
AUGGGUAGAUCACCGUGUCGUGAGGAGAUUAGUGGUGUAAAGAAAGGACCAUGGACACCAGAAGAAGAUGAGAUGCUGAUUGAUUAUAUCAGCAAACACGGCCAUGGCAGUUGGAGAACACUUCCAAAGCGUGCAGGGCUCAAUAGGUGUGGUAAGAGCUGCAGAUUAAGGUGGACAAACUAUCUGAGGCCUGAUAUCAAGAGAGGCCAAUUCACUGAAGAAGAUGAGAGAAUUAUCAUCAACCUUCAUUCAGUUCUCGGAAACAAGUGGUCGAAGAUUGCAGCCCAUCUGCCAGGACGAACUGAUAAUGAGAUCAAGAAUUAUUGGAACACUCACAUAAGGAAAAAGCUUCUAAAGAUGGGUAUCGAUCCAGAAACUCAUAAGCCAAGGACAGACUUGAAUCACCUAAUGAGUCUUUCUCAGUUGCUUGGCAUGUCAAACUUGAGCAGUGUUAUGAGUACUACUUGGGGCAGUAACCCUCUUGGUUUACAACCAGAUAUCACUCAGCUAACCAAAAUACAACUGCUGCAAAAUCUUCUGCAACUUAUGAACAGCAAUUCAGUUGUUAACAUGGGUAACCCUUACCUCUUAGGCAAUCUCAAUCUCAACCCUUUAUUUCUGAACGGCACAAACCCCCUCCAAACAAAGGAGCCUGUGGUGUUGAGUGGUAGUCAAGGAUUUGCUAACCCUAGUGUGUACUCUCAAGUACAAAGCGAGUGCUCUCAGCAGGAUGCUACAAAAUCAUUGACAGAUGUGGAGGGUGGAUCCAUUCCAAAAGGUCCUGAUUACAACAAAAUUAGCAGCACUAAUCAUUCACGAGAAAAUCAAGCAGAAAACCCUCUUCCUGCAUUAGUUGCAGCCUCUCCGAGGAUGGGAACCUUCAACCCAAUGAACAGUGGUUGUGAUAACUUAGCUCAAACGUGCACAGAGUCACCUUCCAACACAUUCUUUGAUGAUUGGGAGAAGUUGCUUGACGAUGAAACUAGCGGUUCCUAUUGGAAAGAAAUUCUAGACUUUACCUCCACUUCUUCGACACCAAUUAUGUGGUAG